Molecule: messenger RNA, 1769 nt
Organism: Populus euphratica (Euphrates poplar)
Lineage: Eukaryota; Viridiplantae; Streptophyta; Magnoliopsida; Malpighiales; Salicaceae
Exons: 5
Coding region: 149-1378 (409 amino acids)
Molecular function (GO): zinc ion binding; 3'-5'-RNA exonuclease activity; nucleic acid binding
Source: RefSeq, a predicted model, not a curated record
UAUAUAUAAACACACAUAUAUAAGUAUCUUAUAAGCAUAACCUGCAUAACUUCCUUCCCUGUCUCUUACAUCUUCCAAUCACACCAGGUGGGUUAAACAGAGGAAGAUCUCAUGUACGUGCUGGUGGAUCUUAAUUAUACACAAGAUCAUGAUGGCCCUUGAAAGUAAAGAAACUAUGCAAAGGAGCUGUGAGGCCUCCUUAAAAUGCCUCCAAAUCAAGGGAUUCCCUUGUGGGAAUUCCUUUGAAGGGUUUCCUGAGUUUAAAGAAGAAAUUGGUGCUCACCCAGGCAGGGAUGCUGUUGAACCAGUUCACUCACUAAGCAGUGAGUUUCUUGAACUUCCAAGUGAAUUUCACAACAAACCUGCCUACCAUCAUGAUUUUGGCUCAUGGCCGACCUUUUAUCCGGACUCUCAAAAAAUGCAGCAGCACCAAAUGAAUUGUUUUGAGAGCCAGUUUUAUCCCUUUCCUCUGGAGACUCGAUUUCAUUAUGCUCCUUUCAGUAUGUUUUCUCAAGGUUAUCCAUUUGAGAUCCAGUUCCAAGAUUUUCAAUAUUUUGUGGUCAUAGAUUUUGAGGCUACUUGCGACAAGGAAAGAAAUCCUCAUCCACAAGAGAUAAUUGAGUUUCCAUCUGUCAUUGUGAGCAGUGUAACUGGUCAACUAGAAGCUUGUUUUCAGACAUAUGUGCGGCCAACUUGCAAUCAGCUCCUGAGUGAUUUCUGCAAGGAUCUGACUGGUAUCCAGCAAAUCCAGGUGGACAGAGGUGUUACUCUUAGUGAGGCACUCCUCAGGCAUGAUAAAUGGCUUGAGAAUAAAGGGAUAAAAAACACCAAAUUUGCUGUGGUGACAUGGUCGAACUGGGAUUGUCGAGUGAUGUUGGAAUCUGAGUGCCGAUUCAAGAAGAUCAGGAAGCCUCCUUAUUUUAACCGAUGGAUCAACUUAAAAGUUCCUUUCCGUGACAUAUUUGGUGGUGCAAGAUGUCUGAAGGAGGCUGUUGAGAUGGCAGGCCUACACUGGCAGGGCCGUGCUCACUGUGGGCUGGAUGAUGCCAAAAAUACCGCUCGUCUGCUUGCUCUACUUAUGCGCCGGGGCAUCAGAUUCUCUAUCACCAACUCACUGAUGUGGCAGACAACUGACAGUUCAUUGUCAUGCAAGCAGUCCGCUGAGAACCUGUCCCUUGCACCACACCAGCCUCGUAAGCUUAAGGAAAUUCAUAUUCCUGUUUUCCCAUAUCACCCCUUCUGUUUCUGUGGUGUGAAGAGCAGCAAAGGAAUGGUUCGAAAGCCUGGACCGAAGCAAGGUAGCCUGUUCUUUGGUUGUGGCAACUGGACUGCCACUAGAGGUGCACGCUGUCAUUACUUUGAAUGGGCAUCUCCCUGACAAAGAUUAUGGAAAACCUGUUUAGGUUUCCUCUCCGCAUCCUAUAGUCUAUCAGGAUGUACUAUGUAGAAAAAAAUGACAAAAGAAAAAAAAAGAGAUGGAAAGGAAGGUAGUUGGCUUAAUUCUAUCAUUUGUCUCCUAGUGAACAAAAUUUAAAUAGUUGGCUUAAUUCUUGGAGAGUUUGGGAAAACAUUAAAGUGGUAGGGGAGCUACAAUUUGUAAAGCUGACUUUCUUGUUGACUGGAGAACAAAUGUUGGAUGGCUAGUUAGGAUGAUGCAUUUGACAUGCAUGGACAUGCUAAGUUAUCUUUAUGAUAAAUAACCUGUGAGACGGGGACAAUUCGGUUUCCUAUGCAUAUCUAAUGAGAGUGGAUAGAGUUGCUUGUCCCAA